Molecule: messenger RNA, 672 nt
Organism: Lolium rigidum
Lineage: Eukaryota; Viridiplantae; Streptophyta; Magnoliopsida; Poales; Poaceae
Exons: 1
Coding region: 12-407 (131 amino acids)
Cellular component (GO): mitochondrion
Source: RefSeq, a predicted model, not a curated record
CGGCGGCAGCCAUGGCGUUCACCGCCCGCAUGAAGGACCUCGGGAGGAAGUACGGCAAGGUGGCCCUCGGCGUCCACCUCUCCGUCUCCGCCGCCACCGCCACGGGCCUCUACGUCGCCAUCAACAACAACGUCGACGUCGACGCCGUCUUCCGCAAGAUCGGCAUCUCCACCGGCGUCUCCACCGGGGACGAGGCCCCGCCCUCCGCCGGCGGCCAGGAGCCGGCGCCGGCGCCCACGCGCAACCGGACCGGGGAGCUCGUGGCCUCCAGCGGCGGCACGCUCGCGCUCGCCCUCCUCUGCAACAAGGCCCUCAUCCCCGUCAGGAUCCCCAUCACCAUCGCGCUCACGCCGCCCAUCGCCAGGCUCCUCGCCCGCUGGAAGCUCGUCAAGAGCCUCAAGACCUGACCUGUGAGCCCAUCAUUGACUUCGAUAUUCCCCUCUACGAGUUCACCGUCGCCUAGCUGGAAUCAACGCCCCUGCUGUACGGUUGAUUUAGCUGUGGGAGAUUCUGUGAAUCAUAGUACAGUUUUUUGAGAUCAGUAACUUUGCAAUGGAAUUGGGAAGCUUCUGUCUUUGUGUUAUUUUCUCUUUUUUCGGAUGUAUUUUCCAACUGAAAUUCACUUCACGUCGAACGACCUUACAGUGUGUUAUAAAACAAUUGAAUUCUCAA